ACAGUAGACCAACCAAUUAAAGUUCUUUUUUUCCCCCUUUACAAUAUACUAUUAUAAUCCACGACAGACCUUAUAUCAUUGUAAACAAGUUAGUUUGAACCUUGACCUCUGAGUGGGCAGGAUCUGCUAAGACACACCUGAUUGAGUUUAUUUAAUCCUGAGCUCUUUGUCCAGUCUUCUAGCUCCCAUCAGGAUAUGGCUGAGUCAGACAGAAGUGAGAAAGACCGCUACGGUUUAGGGACUCAACUCAUCUCAAAUAUGUGCUCUCAACUUAAAAACAAUCUGCCAGGAAAUGGAUUAAUGUCACAGUUACCUACUAUGAAGUUUCCUGAACAGUUUUACUCUAAGAGUGAAAAAGAAGACCUCAAAGCAGAGCCUGACUCAAGCAAGCCAGAUGACAGCUCGUCCACGGAGCCUUCGUCAUCCCUGAAAUCAAUGGCCUUAACAAGGACAUUGGAUUUUGAAAAGAUUUUCUCAGCUGUGGGAAAGAUGCUCUUUGACCCAUCAGACUCAGACGAAAUUGAUGAUGAGAAGUCAGAGUCAAAUGAUGAAGUACAAAGUGCGAGGUUUCAGUCAAAGUUCCUUCAUAAUUUACCUCUGUACCAGGACUACUGCCUUCAGAGUGUGCGUGAUGACAUCCAAAGACUGAAAAAGUCCUCCGUGUCUGAGCUGUUCCCCCAGUAUGUCGAGGGUUUACAGACUCAAUUCAAGUUCUACAAGCCUCAGAGUGGCUCCCCUCAGUGCAGCCACAGUCCUUCUCCUAGUGGUCCCAUCUGCUCCACACCUCCCACCCCCAUCAAAGUGACACCCAGUACCCUCUGGCAGGACCUGGAGGAGGUGAAGGGCUCUGGUGUACUCCGAAGCUUAAGUCCAAGAGAGAUAAGACUACAUGAGACAUCAUUUGAGUUGAUCUGCUCCGAAGCAUCUUACAUGAGGAGUUUGGAAAUUGCAGUAAACCAUUUUUAUGCCUCUAAAGCCUUGAAACAGACACUGACUCAGAUGGAGCAUCACAUCCUGUUCUCCAAUAUUCAGCACGUGAUGGUGGCCAGUGAGAAAUUUCUCACAGAAUUGGAGCUUCGACUGGGAGAGUGUAUUCUGAUUGGUUCUCAGGCUGGUGAGGUCGUGCUUAGACACUGCCCUGCAUUUCGCCGUCUCUAUGUCCCUUAUGUGACCAAUAUGUCAUACCAGGAGGCUCUCAUCAGGCAACUACUGCAAAAAAACAAAGAUUUCCAGAAUGCACUCUCCAAACUUGAGAAGAAUCCAGUUUGUCAAAGGCAAAGCUUGAAGUCUUUCCUGGUUUUGCCAUUUCAGAGAAUUACUCGGAUUAAACUUAUUCUGGAGACUAUUUUGAAAUUGACUAAACCAGAAUCUGACUCAUUCACAAACCUUGAAAAGGCCAUUCAAGCCAUUCAUGAGGUAGUGCAAGAGUGUGACAAUAGAGUUCAAAAAAUGAAACAAAUUGAAGAACUUGUCUGUUUGGAAAUGCUGCUUGAUUUUGGCAAAGUUAAGUCCAUUCCUCUGGUCAUAAGUGGGCGUUUCCUGGUGCACAAAGGUCCAGUGAAGCAGCUGAAACUGGCAAGCUCUGCUCACUCAAGAAUGUCAUUCACAAAUAUCUACCUCCAUCUCCUCAGUGACAUCCUCAUCAUUUCCUUGAAAAGAGAUGAGCAGUUCAAAGUUCUGGAUCAUGCAGAGUUCCCGUCACACAUUCGCUGUGAGGCCCUAAAGGCUGAGUUCCUGGGUCUCCCUGCAAACUCUUUCCUGCUUCAUCUGUCCAAGAGGCCAAUGGGAGAAGCUACUGCUUUAAUACUAGUUACUGACACAAGGUCAGCCAAGGAGACGUGGAUGAAGGCAUUAUCUUCAAAAAAGUGAUUUUUUUUUUUUUUUUUUUUUUUUUUUUUUUUUUUAAAUAUUUGUUUUAAGGAUCAUUUUUAAUUCACUUGAUUUAAACACAGGUUCA
Molecule: messenger RNA, 1957 nt
Organism: Boleophthalmus pectinirostris (great blue-spotted mudskipper)
Lineage: Eukaryota; Metazoa; Chordata; Actinopteri; Gobiiformes; Gobiidae
Product: rho guanine nucleotide exchange factor 19
Exons: 12
Coding region: 196-1869 (557 amino acids)
Biological process (GO): activation of GTPase activity
Cellular component (GO): nucleus; cytoplasm
Molecular function (GO): guanyl-nucleotide exchange factor activity
Source: RefSeq, a predicted model, not a curated record